CACCCGAUUACUAUUGCCAUCAAGCCUUGGAAGAACUUUAGUCUAUCAAGCAGCAGGAGGAGAUCAUCCACCGAGAUCCAUGUCGGAUCAUCAGCUCCGACCAGGCAGUUCUGGAAGCUGGUGGAGCGCCGCAAGCCUCGCCACGCCCGUCCCCGAGGUGGCUGACCUCGGUGGGAGCUUCAGAUGGACGACCGCCGCUGACAUGGACGUGUUCGAGGCCCAGUUGAUCUCGAACCCCCAAGUCUCGGCUCCGGCGACGGUGGGUUUCGGCCUCUCGUCCCCUUCCCUCGAGUGGAGCCAGCCUUUCUUUUGCAGCAGCAGCAGCAAUGGUGGGAGAGAGGACACCAGCUGGGGCUUCCAUGGCUUGCUCCAAGAGGAGGUCAUCUCACGGCCAUGCGUUCAGCGACACUCCGGGAUCGAGGAUUCUACUUGGAGUCCAUUGAAGACCAUGAACCCAAGCUUCAUGCAUGACCACCGCCACCACCACGUCUUGAGCUCAAACGCGUCCUGCGAGCUACCUUCGUCGACGCUGUUACCAGGACUUCUCGAACCCGACAGCAGACUGCAAAGAUCGUUUCACGACCAUCGCGAACAGCUGCAGAGAUCGGCAUCCGCUCGAUCGCCGCAGUUCUCCAACGAGACUUGCUUCUGGAAUCCGUCCGCGGGCGACGUAAGUAAUCUCAUCGUCAAGACGACUGCCGGAGUUAUUAGGAGCUCGAGCUCAACCAUGGAGAAGAGAAACGGCAGCGAGCCAGCACUCAAGAAGGCAAGGACAGAGACACCAUCGCCAUUGCCAACUUUUAAGGUCAGGAAGGAGAAGCUAGGCGACAGAAUCACUGCACUUCAACAACUGGUCUCGCCAUUUGGAAAGACCGAUACUGCUUCGGUGCUGCAAGAGGCCAUCGAAUACAUCAAGUUCCUCCACGAUCAAGUCCGCGUUCUGAGUGCGCCGUAUCUGAAGAAUGGCCAUCAAAUGCAGCAAGUGAAGAGCCUGGACUCAUCGAAGGAUUCUGGAGAACAGAAUCAAGACCUCAGAAGCCGAGGGCUGUGCCUCGUUCCCAUGUCGAGCACAUUUGCUGUAGCUAACGAGAUCCCUGCUGAUCUCUGGACCCCUCCCUUCAUAGGAACCUUUAGGUAGCAAAAGAGGGUCGUUGUAGAAGGAGUGGAAGAACAACUCCUCUACAGACACAGGUAGGGAAGGAUAGACCGAAGGAAAUUUAGUGCAGAGAGAGAGAGAGAGAGAGAGAGAGAGAGAGAGAGAGAGAGAGAGAGUAAAGAGGAAGGAAGAAGAAUGGUGGUGACCCAGAGAGGGGAAUGAUGUAAGGCUGGAUUAAAAGUACAUUUGUUGCGUGUGAAUUGAUUGUAGAAGAGCUGCCAUUACUUCUUCUUUCUUUCUUUCUUUCUUGUCCUAACAAAUAUUAUUGAAAACAAGGAGUAAUAAGAGCAAGUAUUUGGCAUUUCUAUCACCUUCUGUCUCUCAAUUUACAUGAUGAAUCCAAUCAAGUUUAGGAUGAUUGCAGGAUGUUCAUGAGGAAUGUAGAAAGUAAACCUGGAAACAAUGAUGAGGUCAAUCGAGAACUCAAUUAUAGGAUGCGCAUUUUGGUUCAUCUGAAACUGAUGAUCUAAUCACAGUGACUGACAAGUUUGUCUACACUUCAUAGUAUGAAGCUGCAAUCAUGAUGGUAAUAUGAUGCUGUUGCAUUCUGAGGUAUUUCUUUCUCCGCAGCAAGUUGAUCUAAGGGAGUUCCAAGUGCUGUAUGCAAUUUAAAGGACUGGAAGCCUCAUGUCACCACUGGCAACAACUCAUUAUUGUUCCUUAUGAAGGUUGCCUUUAGAAGUGCAUCAAAGGUUCAUGUUAUAUAUAUAGUUCUUGCAUUCUUUGUUCACCUCAAUCAUCACAGGCUCUCUCUCUCUCUGCUUUAGUCAUGAAUAUGUCCAAAGACAGUCAAAUUUUAAUGACACAAACAUAAAGAUAUAGAUUUUGAA
Molecule: messenger RNA, 1986 nt
Organism: Musa acuminata AAA Group (dessert banana)
Lineage: Eukaryota; Viridiplantae; Streptophyta; Magnoliopsida; Zingiberales; Musaceae
Product: transcription factor bHLH103-like
Exons: 7
Coding region: 80-1138 (352 amino acids)
Biological process (GO): regulation of transcription by RNA polymerase II
Cellular component (GO): nucleus
Molecular function (GO): RNA polymerase II cis-regulatory region sequence-specific DNA binding; DNA-binding transcription factor activity, RNA polymerase II-specific; protein dimerization activity
Source: RefSeq, a predicted model, not a curated record